Scophthalmus maximus (turbot) is the source of this 2094-nucleotide messenger RNA. RefSeq names its product dysbindin domain containing 1 (gene dbndd1). NCBI's taxonomy places the organism in Eukaryota, Metazoa, Chordata, Actinopteri, Pleuronectiformes, Scophthalmidae. The transcript is spliced from 4 exons. Gene Ontology annotation, cellular component: cytoplasm. Gene Ontology annotation, biological process: negative regulation of protein kinase activity. The record is from RefSeq and is a predicted model, not a curated record. The coding region runs from base 402 to 869 and encodes 155 amino acids.
UGUGUGUGUUCUGUACAUACCAAGCCAAGCCUCACAAUGCUGCGCUCACUAAACCAAGCGGCUCAGACGUUGCAGUGAAGUCUCUGUUCCCAGAGCCAGACCCUCGUCACCGUGGUGGACAGUGGCGAGGCGCUGCAGCAGUGAUGCCUGAGCGGAGCAGGUGAGGUGAGCGAGAGGAGAAACCAUCAGCACCUGUCUGGGAAAAUUUAGAACAACGGAGGACAAAAGAAAAGAAGAAGAAGAAGAAAGAGGAGGAGGAGGAGCGUGUACCCACCCCUGCUCACACACACAGAGGCACACUCCCCCCCUCGCCUCCUCGCCUCCUCCCUCCUCCCUCCCUGUCUGUCUCCUCCACUCCGAUGCUGGUGUGGUGAACAGCAGGACUCUCUCUGCUAAGCUGCAUGGAGGCACAGGGAGGGGCAGGGAGCCCAGAGCCCAAUAAAGACAUCCAGAAGCUGCUGAAGCCCUCCAGCUCAGCCGACCUAUCCAAGGAGCUGUUCCAGCACCCAGCGGGGGAGGAGGAGGGCAGCCUGUCGGGGCACACUGCGAGCCUGCUGCACAUCUCUGAGAGGAGACAACCGCUGAGUAGUGUAUCUUCUUUAGAGGUGCACUUUGACCUCCUGGACCUGACUGAGCUGACUGACAUGUCUGACCAGGAACUGGCUGAAGUGUUUGCUGACUCUGAUGAGGAAAACCACAACGAAUUCCCAGCAGGUUCCCAACAGCCGGUGCUGCCCAGGGGUGGGUACAUGCGCUCCCCCUCAUGGACACGCUGCAGCAAAGUCCAGUCCCCGCGCGAGAGAAAACACCACAGCGACUCUGACACCGCAGAGCCCUUAAUGAAGCUGGAAAGGCCGAAGCAGCCGUGAUGUCUGUGGUGAACCAGCCGUACCGUCGAGAGAGAAGAAACAGAGCCAGACAGGCACAGCCAGAAUGGGAACACAACAUGGACCAAGAGGCCCCAAUCUGCCACCGUGCACUCACAUAAUGUUUCAUGGUGCUGAAUAAACGAGUUCAGGUCGAACUCAGGACACUGUGCUCUGUACUAUAACUAAAGAUGUGAAAUACGCACACUCCUCUCUCCCUCUCCUCUCUUUCUCUCUCUCUCUCUCACACACACACACACACACACACACACACACACACACACACACACACACAGAGAGAGAGAAAGACACACUCUGGGCUACCAGAAGAUUUUAUUUUGUUUUUUUUAAUGAUAUUACAGGGUAAGAGGCCAGCAGAGUAAGAGCACCUCAGUCCUCACUGCCUCUCAUGGUGGGCGGUUGUGUCCACGGCGUGAGGCCAGAUAUUCCGUGUGAAGUUCAGACACUGGGAUUCACAUUGAAUUACCGGGACGUGAGCUUAAACAUAUCAAUAAAGUUGUUCAAAGCAAAAUGCUGAGACCGGUUCUUAAUGUGCUGCUUGAAAAUGUAACAGGGUUUCUUUUUCUGUUGCCUAUAAAGAGGGCAAUUUAUCCAGUGGGUGAGUGUGAGGCCACAUUCUUUCCAUCAGACCCUCUCAUCUAAAUGAACAAUUUGUGUUGUAAUUUUUAAAUGGUUAAAUAAAACAUUGCACUUCUCUCACUGGAUCGUAUUUACCGUGGCCUCCAGAAUUAUUGGCAUUUGGGGCAGAUGACUAAAAGGAUAAAAAGCCAAGUCAUCUCUUGUUCAAACAUUUGUUUAGACUAAAUUAUUUAUUUCAUUUUCCUUAUCAUUUUGGAAUUGAUGGCUGCCAAAAUCACUGCUGCUAACUCAAGAUGGUAACACAAAAGUUGAUUGGCAGUCAAAUGUUAGAAAUGACGGUAGAAUCGCACCUUAGUCAGGAAGAUUUGCAGGAAUGCUGCAUAAAGUGCCAACAAUUUUCUAAUCAUCUUUUAUAAGAUAAGCAACAUGUCUUAUCUUUCUAAGCAAAGGGAAACGGCUGAUUUCUUGAUUUAUUUAUCUAAUGUUAAGCUUGUCUAUACCAGGCGUGCCAAUAAUUCUGAAUGCUCUGACACAAUGGAUCGAUGGUGACACUGGGAUGGUGCGGACAGCGCUGUGGAGAUAUGAGACGACUGGGAUGGUGGAAGAAAGAAUAAAUAUUAGUCUUGAA